AUGUCUCUCUUGACCGCACGUUCCCUCGUAUCUCGAACCCGUUUCGCCUCCUUCCACAUCGUCGCUGUGCGGCGGUCAUUGAACGAGAACGACACAAACCGGGACAAUCUAGGGACAUACUACGAAGCCGAAAAACAGGAUCAGCUGAAGAGCACGUAUCAAGGCAAGGCGAAAUGGAAACAGGAGCUUGCUAGUAGUAGCGAAUCUUCAGUGAAAGCGGACCGUGGCGAGAUCGAUAAUGCGGAUUCGGACUUCAGCAAGAUGCAAGCUAAGACCAAGGAUUUGCCGAAUCGCAGUGGGCCAGUAAACAAGACGCAAUGA
This is a messenger RNA of Penicilliopsis zonata CBS 506.65, 321 nucleotides long. RefSeq lists its product as hypothetical. Bases 1 to 321 code for a protein of 106 amino acids. Lineage: Eukaryota; Fungi; Ascomycota; Eurotiomycetes; Eurotiales; Aspergillaceae. The record is from RefSeq and is a predicted model, not a curated record. The transcript is spliced from 3 exons.